CGUUGUUUGAAAUUUGUCUGUAGCCAACAUGGCGGACGACCUGGACGUUGAUAUCGAAGGAGACGAAUAUGAUGCUAAAUUGGGUGGCUUUGGUGAGGGAGCAGCGCUACUCCAGAACCAGCACCCGCAGUCAGCAUGGAAGAACAAUACUGGAGUCUUGCCAUGGGGACUAGACAGCUCCAUCAGUGCAGAGAACAUGCUGCUGGAGGAACAGUAUUAUUUGACAGGUAAAGAGAUGUCCAAGAGUGUGUGGGCCAACUCGGCUAACUGCAAGCCUAAACCCAAAGUGAAGAAGUCUCCUGCCAAGCCUUCAAGUUCAGGCUCCUCCACAGCCACUCGCUGGUCUCAGCAGGAGAAGGAGCUGUUUGAGACAGGACUGGCUCAGUUUGGCCGUAGGUGGACUAAGAUCUCCAAGCUGGUAGGCAGUCGGACCAUUCUACAGGUGAAGAGCUACGCCAGACAGUACUUCAAACACAAGGCUAAAUCAGAGUGCAAUACUACUGCAGUGGCAACCCCUACAGCCCCCCUGGUUUUAGGCCAGGUCCCAGAAGCAGGGUCAACAGUGUUCACCUCUGGCCUGUCUGUCCCCACCCACCUGUCAGCUCUGACCAACACUGUCCGGAUAGAGAAACUGGGAGAUGAAGAGGAAGAGGAGGUGGACAUAACUGAUGACUUCAGCGAUGAGGGAAGUAGUGGAGGAGGAAAUGGAGGAGAAAUAAAUAUUGAGGGAAAUGUUGAGGACCUCCAGGCUGGAGUUAGGACUGAGACGCAUGAGCCUGGAGGGCCAGAGGAGCUGGACAACCAUGGAGAGAUCCACCAGGUGCAACCCAACCAGACACACCCCAGGCUGGAAGAGACGGAUCAGGAGCAGCCUAACUGUAGCCAUCCAUCUCCCCUCACAGCUCCAUGCCCAGCAGAGCAGGCCCCCAGCGGACAGUGUGAGGGGGGAACUGCUGAGCCCCUGAGGGACCCAGUGGAGUCUGGAGAGGAGACAGGGGGGUCUGGGUGGCAAGAGGCAGGGGAGGAGUUUGAAGAGGAGGAGCUUACAGCCCCCGAGCAGGAAGCGGAGCUGGACCUGGCGACUAUCACUGAAGAGGAGAAACAAGCUAUCCCAGAAUUCUUUGAGGGACGGCCAUCCAAAACCCCAGAGAGAUACCUGAAGAUCAGGAACUACAUGCUGGACCAAUGGUUGAAGAGUAAGCCCAAGUACUUGAACAAGACGUCAGUGCGUCCUGGUCUGAAGAACUGUGGAGAUGUCAACUGUAUCGGCAGAAUACACACCUACCUGGAGCUGAUAGGAGGCAUCAACUUCAACAGUGAUCAGGCAGUGUAUAACCGUCCCAGGGUGGUGGAUCGUUCUAAACCCAGAGAGAGCCGAGACACUCUGGAAUACCAGCUGGCCCAAAGACUACAGAGCAUGCGAACCAGGAAGCGUCGUGUGAGGGACGUGUGGGGGAACUGGCGUGACGCUAAAGACCUGGAGGGACAGACAUACGAGCACCUGAGUGCAGAGGAGCUAGCCCUGAGGAGAGAGAUGAGGAGACCGCAUAAACCCUGUAAGGUCUCCAGGCACAGAGGGUUGCUGGAUCCGUUCCAGCUGAUUCCGUGUCGUGUGUUUGGAAAGGAAAGGCAGGAGCCCUUUCAGGUGAUAGUGUGUGCCGAGGCUCUCCUCAUCAUGGACAUGCAUGCCCAUGUGUCGAUGGGUGAAGUCAUCGGGCUACUGGGAGGAUCCUACAGCGAGGAAGACAACGUCCUGAAGACCAGAGGACGUUUCUCCAAAAACUACGAUCUUUGUCCCCACGUGGAGUGAUUGAGAAAUGAGUUUUAAUGACUCCAACCUAAGUGUAUGUAAACUUCCGACUUCAACUGUGUGUGGUAUGUAUGUAUGUGUGUGUGUGUGUGUAUAUAUAUAUAUACAUCUUAUUUACAUAAGUAUUCAGACCCUUUGCUAUGAGAUUUGAAAUUGAGCACAGUGCAUGUUAGAGGAAAAACCAAGCCAUGAGGUUGAAGGAAUUGUCCAUAGAGCUCCGAGACAGGAUUGUGUCAUGGCACAGGUCUGGGGAAGGGUACCAAAGAAUGUCUGCAGCAUUGAAGGUCCCCCAGAACACAGUGGCCUUCAUCAUUCUUAAAUGGAAGAAGUUUGGAACCACCAAGACUCUUCCUAGAGCUGGCUGCUCGGUCAAACUGAUCAAUCGGGGGAGACGGGCUUUGGUCAGGGAGGUGACUAAGAACUCUGUCACUCUGACAGAGAUCCGGAGUUCCUCUGUGGAGAUGAGAGAACCUUCCAGAAGGACAAUCAUCUCUGCAGCACUCCACCAAUCAGGCCUUUAUGGUAGUGGCCAGAUGGAAGCCACUCCUCAGUAAAAGGCACAUGACAGCCAACUUGGAGUUUGCCAAAAUGCACUUAAAGGACUCUGACCAUGAGAAACAAGAUUCUCUUGUCUGAUGAAACCAAGAUUGAACUCUUUGGCCUGAAUGCCAAGCGUCACGUCUGGAGGAAACCUGGCACCGCUUAUCACCUGGCCAAUACCAUCCCUACGGUAAAGCAUGGUGGUGGCGGCAUCAUGCUGUGGGUAUGUUUUUCAGCGGCAGGGACUGGGAGACUACUCAGGAUCAAGGGAAAGAUGAACGGAGCAAAGUACGGAGAGAUCCUUUUUGAAAACCUGCCCCAGAGUGCUCAGGACCUCAGACUGGGGUGAAGGUUCACCUUCCAACAGGAAAACGACCCUAAGCACACAGCCAAGACAACGCAGGAGUGGCUUCGGGACAAGUCUCUGAAUGUCCUUGAGUGGCCUAGCCAGAGCCCAGACUUGAUCAUCUCCAGAAUUAACUGAAAAUAGCUGUGCAGCAACGCUCCCAAUCCAACCUUACAGAGCUUGAGAGAAUCUGCAGAGAAGAAUGGGAGGAACUGCCUAAAUACAGGUGUGCCACAAGCUUGUAGCGUCAUACCCAAGAAGACCCGAGGCUGUAAUUGCUGCCAAAGGUGCUUCAACAAAGUACUGAGUAAAGGGUCUGAAUAUUUAUGUUUAAAAGUUAUUUCAUUUUUCUUAUUUGCAAACAUUUCUUAAAACCUGUUUUUGCUUUGUCAUUAUGGUGUAUUGAGUGUAAAUUGGUAAGGACAAAAACAAUUUAAUACAUUUUAGAAUAAGGCUGUAACGUAACAAAAUGUGGAAAAAGUCAAGGGGUCUGAAUAAUUUCCAAAUGCACUGUGUGU
Messenger RNA from Oncorhynchus nerka (sockeye salmon), 3214 nucleotides. Its product is annotated as histone H2A deubiquitinase MYSM1-like. The coding region runs from base 29 to 1810 and encodes 593 amino acids. Gene Ontology annotation, biological process: positive regulation of transcription by RNA polymerase II; chromatin remodeling. Gene Ontology annotation, molecular function: metallopeptidase activity; histone binding; transcription coactivator activity. The transcript is spliced from 13 exons. NCBI's taxonomy places the organism in Eukaryota, Metazoa, Chordata, Actinopteri, Salmoniformes, Salmonidae. The record is from RefSeq and is a predicted model, not a curated record.